Messenger RNA from Mauremys mutica (yellowpond turtle), 5329 nucleotides. RefSeq names its product adhesion G protein-coupled receptor B2 (gene ADGRB2). Gene Ontology annotation, cellular component: plasma membrane. The coding region runs from base 145 to 4671 and encodes 1508 amino acids. Gene Ontology annotation, biological process: cell surface receptor signaling pathway; negative regulation of angiogenesis; peripheral nervous system development. The transcript is spliced from 31 exons. NCBI's taxonomy places the organism in Eukaryota, Metazoa, Chordata, Testudines, Geoemydidae. Gene Ontology annotation, molecular function: G protein-coupled receptor activity. The record is from RefSeq and is a predicted model, not a curated record.
UUUCACUGAGGGCCGACGACUGCCUCAUUAGCUGGCUAAGUUUUAAUUGGAUUAAGCAGCCACAGUAGUUUAACUGGUUCACUUUGGAGGCUGAAAUAUACAGAUUGGCCUUUUCCGAUGAAGAAGCGGGGCAAAUGACAUAGGAUGACCCCUGCUGGUCCCCUCUUACUGUCUGUGAUAUCGUCUCUCUUGUGGCUAACGUGGGGCUUCGACCCAGCUCCCAGCGCCUGCUCAGCUCUGGCCUCCGGGGUUCUCUACGGCUCGUUCUCGCUCAAGGACCUCUUCCCCACCAUCGCCACCGGCUGCUCGUGGACCCUGGAGAACCCCGACCCCACCAAGUACUCCCUGUACCUCAAGUUCAACCGGGAGGAGCAGGUGUGCACCCACUUCUCCCCCAUGGUGCUGCCGCUCGACCAUUACCUCGCCAACUACACCUGCGGCCCGCAGGGAGAGGCGGGGCCGCCCCCCCGGGGCCAGGAGGACGGGGAGGAGGAAGGGGAGGCCCGACUGGAGCUGUGCCAGGGCGCCAGCCCCAUCACCUUCCUGCACUUCGACAAGAACUUUGUGCAGCUGUGCCUGGCCGCCGAGCCCGAGGCCGCGCCCCGGCUGCUGGCCCCCGACGCCCUGGAGUUCCGCUUCGUGGAGGUGCUGCUCAUCAACAACAACAACUCCAGCCAGUUCACCUGCGGGGUGCUGUGCCGCUGGUUCGAGGAGUGUCUGCGGCUGGGGGAGCGGGGGGCGCGGCGCUGCGGCCUCACCCAGGCGGGCUGCAGCUGCCAGGCCGAGGUCCCGCCGGUGCCCCGGCAAAACGAGACGCUCUCCAACGCCCUGCCGCCAGCCGGCGCCCCGGCCGCCACGAGCAGCAGCCAGUGCUGCGUGACCGAGCUGCAUUCUGGGAAUGCGAAUGAUUUAUACGCGCCGGAGAUUAAAUACGGCGAGGAUGUGGAAGAGAAUCAGAAGGUGAAAACUCAGUGGCCGAGGUCGGCGGACGAACCCGGGGUUUAUAUGGCCCAGACAGGAGACCCCGCCGCGGAGGAGUGGUCCCAGUGGAGCGUCUGCUCCCUGACGUGUGGGCAGGGCUCCCAGGUGCGCACACGCUCCUGCGUCUCGUCUCCCUACGGGACACUGUGCAGCGGGCUGCUGCGGGAGACGCGGAUAUGCAAUAACACCGCCACCUGCCCAGUGCACGGCCUGUGGGAGGAGUGGUCCCCGUGGAGUCUGUGCUCCGUGACCUGCGGGCGAGGGGCCAGGACGAGAACCCGGCAGUGCGUAGCCCCGCAGCACGGCGGGAAGGCCUGCGAGGGCCCCGAGGUGCAGACUAAGCCCUGCAAUAUCGCAAUCUGCCCUGUGGAAGGUCAGUGGCUGGAGUGGGGCUCGUGGAGCCGGUGCUCGGUGUCGUGUUCCAACGGGACCCAGCAGCGCACGCGCAAAUGCAGCGUCUCGGGCCACGGCUGGGCGGAGUGCAAAGGAGCCCACGCCGACGCCAGGGAGUGCACCAGCCCUGACUGCCCAGUCGACGGCAAGUGGGGCCCGUGGAACCACUGGAGCUUGUGCUCCAAGACGUGCGACACGGGCUGGCAGAGACGUUUCCGGAUGUGCCAGGGCACGGGCAUGCAGGGCUACCCGUGCGAGGGCUCCGGAGAGGAGGUCAAGACGUGCAAUGAGAAGAAGUGCCCAGCCUACCACGAAAUGUGCAAGGAUGAGUACGUCAUGCUGAUGACCUGGAAGAAGACGGCCGCUGGCGAGAUCAUCUACAACAAAUGCCCACCCAACGCCACCGGCUCCGCCAGCCGCCGGUGCCAGCUGAACGCCCAGGGGGUGGCGUACUGGGGCGUGCCCAGCUUUGCCCGGUGCAUCUCCCACGAGUACAGAUACUUACAUCUCUCACUGCGGGAGCACCUGGCCAAGGGGCAGCGCAUGCUGGCGGGCGAGGGCAUGUCGCAGGUGGUGCGCAGCCUGCUGGAGCUGGUGGCCCGCAGGACGUACUACAGCGGGGACCUGCUCUUCUCAGUGGAGAUCCUGCGCAACGUCACCGACACCUUCAAGAGGGCCACCUACGUCCCCUCCUCCGAGGACGUGCAGCGCUUCUUCCAGGUGGUCAGCUACAUGGUGGACUCGGAGAACAGAGACAAGUGGGAGGACGCCCAGCAGGUGUCCCCCGGCUCCGUGCACCUCAUGAAGGUCGUGGAAGAUUUCAUCCACCUGGUGGGGGAUGCGCUGAAGGCCUUCCAGAGCUCCCUCGUGGUUACCGACAACCUGGUGAUCAGCAUCCAGAGGGAGCCCGUCUCGGCCGUCUCCAGCGACAUCAACUUCCCCAUGAAGGGGCGCCGGGGCAUGAAGGACUGGGCCCGCCACUCGGAGGACAAGCUCUUCAUCCCCAAGUCGGUGCUGAGCCUCUCCUCCUCUGAAAUGGACGAGUCGUCGUACUUUGUGAUCGGGGCCAUCUUGUACCGCACGCUGGGGCUCAUCUUACCUCCUCCCAGGAGCCCCUUGGCCGUCACGUCCCGAGUGCUCACCGUGACCGUGCGCCCGCCGACCAAGCCCACGGAGCCCCUGAUCUCUGUGGAGCUGUCCCACAUGCUCAAUGGCACCUCACACCCGCAGUGCGUCACCUGGGACUUCUCCAAAGCGGAUGCGGGCCCUGGAAACUGGGACACCGAGAGCUGCCAAACGCUGGAGACCCUCCCGGCUCACACCAAAUGCCUGUGUAGCCACCUCUCCACCUACGCCGUGCUCGCCCAGCUGCCCAAGGACCUGGCCAUGGACCCCUCCGGCACUCCCUCCGUCCCGCUCAUGAUCGGCUGUGCCGUCUCCUGUAUGGCCCUGCUGACCCUGCUGGUGAUCUACGCCACCUUCUGGAGGUUCAUCAAGUCAGAGCGCUCCAUCAUCCUGCUGAAUUUCUGCGUCUCCAUCCUGGCUUCCAACGUGCUGAUCCUGGUGGGCCAGUCCCAUAUGCUCAGUAAGGGCGUGUGCACCAUGACAGCCGCAUUUCUGCAUUUCUUCUUCCUCUCGUCCUUCUGCUGGGUGCUGACCGAGGCCUGGCAGUCCUACCUGGCCGUGAUCGGCAGGAUCCGCACACGCCUGGUCAGGAAGCGCUUCCUGUGCCUAGGAUGGGGUUUGCCGGCCCUGGUGGUUGCAGUCUCUGUCGGCUUCACUCGGACCAAAGGCUACGGAACAGCCAGCUACUGCUGGCUCUCCCUGGAAGGCGGCUUGCUCUAUGCCUUCGUCGGCCCCGCUGCCGUCAUCGUGCUGGUGAACAUGCUCAUUGGGAUCAUUGUCUUCAACAAGCUCAUGUCUCGGGACGGCAUUUCAGAUAAGUCCAAAAAGCAGCGGGCCGGGGCGUCGCUGUGGAGCUCCUGCGUGGUCCUGCCCCUGCUGGCGCUCACCUGGAUGUCGGCCGUGCUCGCCAUGACCGACCGGCGCUCCAUCCUCUUCCAGGUCCUCUUCGCCGUCUUCAACUCGGUGCAGGGCUUCGUCAUCAUCACCGUGCACUGCUUCCUGCGCCGCGAGGUGCAGGACGUCGUGAAGUGCCAGAUCGGGGUGUGCAAGAGCGACGAGAAUGAGAACUCGCCCGACUCCUGCAAGAACGGACAGGUGCAGAUCAUGACAGACUUUGAAAAGGACGUUGACCUGGCGUGUCAGACAGUCCUCUUCAAGGAGGUGAACGCGUGCAACCCCGCCACCAUCACGGGCACCUUGUCGCGCAUCUCCCUGGACGGCGACGAGGAUCCCAAGCUCCACCCCGGCUCCGAGGGAAGCCUGGGCUUCUCCAGCCUCCCGGGGAACAUCCCGCCCACCGGCAUCCUGGUGCAGGUGCCCCCGCUGACGCACAAGGGCCUGAACGAACUCGGCGACCCGCCCGCCAAGAAGGACGUCGGCUUGGACAGCCGGGGGCCCGUCUACCUGUGCACGGACAGCAGCCUGCAGCAGGCCGACUACGGCUGGAUGCGGGCGCCGGAGCCGGCGCUGGAGAGCGACUACAUGGUGCUGCCCCGCCGGACUGUGAGCCUGAAGCCCUUCGGCAGGGAGGAGGGCAGGCUCAACAUCCAGGUGGAUGAGGUGCCACGCGUGGGCAGGGGGCGCCGUGGGGCCGAGGCGGAGGCCUACCCCGGCUUUGUCUCGGUGGACCACAUCAAUGUGAACUUGAACCAGCCCUACGGGACGGUGAAGCACCCCUACGGCCUUCAGUUCAAGCAGCACCCCACGGUCCGGCAGAUCCUGGCCUCGGAGCUCACGGAGCGCAGCCGCACCAUGCCACGCACGGUGCCAGGCUCCGCCAUGAAAGUGGGGUCGCUCGAGAGGAAGCGGUUACGAUACUCAGAUCUGGAUUUCGAGAAAGUCAUGCACACGAGGAAGCGCCACUCCGAACUCUACCAUGAGCUGAACCAGAAAUUCCACACGAUGGAUCGGUACCGGGCACCUGCUACCAAUGCGGCCAAGAGAGAGAAGCGGUGGAGCGUCUCUUCCGGCGGCGGGGAGAAGAGCACAUCCAGCGAAGUCCCCAGGCCGGAGGAGCCGCAGCAGCAGAAGAGCUGGAGCACCUUCAAGGCCAUGACGCUCAGCUCCCUGCCCCCCAAGCGACGGGAGAAGCUGGAGCUGCACUGCGCCAGCUGGGAGCCCCCGUGCAUGAACCUGGACGUGUCAGAGGGGGAUUUCCAGACAGAGGUGUGAGCCGGGGGGAGCUGGGCCCGGCCCGGCCCGGGCAGCCCCCCGCUGCAGAAGGGAAAAGCAAACAAAAGGACAAUCGGAUUUUGUUUCCCUUUUGUGGGGGGGGUUGUUUUCCUCGUUCGGCCAUCGGACUCUGCUCCCCCUGCCGGGGGGUCCGGUGCCCUCCCCGGCGCACCACCCUCCUUUCGCCUUUUGUUGUGGGCUUUCUUUUCUUCUCUUCCCUUCCGACGUCGUCACCGCCGGGCCGCACGCACCCCGGGAGCCACCCCCCCACGCCCGCGGAUGUAGGGUCACGCCCCCCCGGACACGCGCACGCCGGCCGGCCUCCCGCCAGCCCCGCGCUCGGCGUGUGUGCGGCACGUCCUGCCGUGGGGGCUGGGGGGCCGGCUUGGAACUCUUUUGUACCUGGGCAUCUCUUCACGCAGUGCACCGUGUGCACCUGGGACCGACGCCCACGCCCCUCGCCGCAGCCCCACCCCCUGCUCGCCGCGGGGGCACCCGCCCUGCCGCUCGCUGCCCCCGGCACUGUUCUUCCUCCUCACACCUCCGCCCACCCUGCUCCCCCCAGGCGGGAGGGGGCCCUCUCCAUCUCCUCGACCCCGGAGCCCACCUUGGGAGGGGCCCCUCCGCUCCCCGCCCCCCCCUUUCUAUCUCAUGGGGC